AUGGCUGCCGGAAGGUUACUGCUCUACACCGGCCUCUCGCUCGCGCUCUGCGCCCUGGGCAUGCUGGCCGUGGCCAUCUGCUCGGACCACUGGUACGAGACGGACGCCAGGAAGCACAGGGACAGGUGCAAGGCCUUCAACACCCGCCGGGUGGACCCCGGCUUCAUUUACAACAACAACAACAACUUGCCCCUCCGUGCGAGCCGCUCGCGCCUGGACCGCUGGGAGGGCAAACUCCUCCGGGCCCGGAACCGUCGGCAGCUCUUCGCCAUGAGCCCGGCUGACGAGUGCAGCCGGCAGUACAACUCCACCAACAUGGGCCUUUGGAGGAAGUGCCACCGGCAGGGCUUCGACCCCGAGAUCGCGGCCCUCAUUCGAAAAGGAGAAAUUGAGCGGUGCACGUACAUCAAAUACCACUACUCCUCAGCCACCAUCCCGAGGAACCUCACUUUCAACAUCACGAAGACCAUCCGGCAGGAUGAGUGGCACGCCCUGCACCUGCGCAGGAUGACGGCCGGCUUCAUGGGCAUGGCGGUGGCCAUCAUCCUCUUCGGCUGGAUCAUCGGCGUGCUGGGCUGCUGCUGGGACCGGGGCCUUAUGCAGUACGUGGCGGGGCUGCUCUUCCUCAUGGGAGGAACCUUCUGCAUCAUAUCACUGUGCACCUGUGUGGCCGGGAUCAACUUCGAGCUGUCACGCUACCCUCGCUACCUGUAUGGACUCCCCGACGACAUCAGCCAUGGCUACGGAUGGUCCAUGUUCUGUGCGUGGGGGGGCCUGGGCCUCACGCUCAUCUCGGGGUUCUUCUGUACCUUGGCCCCUUCUGUCCAACCUGUCCCGAGGACCAACUGCCCCAAAUCCAGACCCGAGAAUGGGACAGUGUGCUAAAAAACAAACGGCCCCCCCCCCAUAUAUAUAUAUAUAUAAAUAUAUAUAUAAUAUACAUAUAUAAAACAAAACUCGAUCCAGACGAUGCUAGUGCCAAGGAGAGUGGAGUGGGCUCAGGCACCCGCAUCCUGUCGGACUUCGUCUUUGUCGCCUCGUCCCCGAGAUGGGGACGGCGUUCCCACCACGCGGCUCUUCCAUCACUUCUUACCUUCUGGCUCCACGGUUCCCUGAAGACGCGGUGAACGCCCCGCUCACCACAGCCUCCCGGUCCCCGUCACGCACGAGGGCGGGGCGGCGGGCUGGGAAGGGACCGUGCCAGCGGGCUGCAGCGCGAGGAGGGGAAGACGGAAGGGCCACCCCCUGGGCCGUCACCCCAGCACUGACCACGUGGCAGAGAAGCAGAGCUGUCAUUCACCGAACGGAGUCGGGGGCGGAGCCUCCCCUCCUCGGGCUCCUCCCCUUCCGGUUUCCUUCCUGGCGCCCCAGCCUUGCGCAAGAAGCGGAGGAGGAAAACAAAGCGAGAAGGAAGUUUCCUCGUAGCCAUCAAACUUUUGGACAAAGCUCAGGAGGUGGAGAGGGGGGAGAACAACCUGCUGAGAGGCGAGGUCCGCGUCCAUGAAAGGACGCUUCGGCGGAUGCUCAGAAAACCCAGUCUUACCGUCCAGCUGCCUUACACCCAGUUAGACAAGAGGCUGCCCUCCCCCCCCCACCCCGCCCCACCUGCACUCCCUGCGCAGACGGGAGCCUUGGAGUGAUGCUGUGAUGUGUGUGUGUGUAACUGUUCCGGGUGGCUUCCUUUUCCCUUUUCACCUUUUAAAAUGGAAACACUGCAUUAUGCCCGCUGCCUCUCUCCCCACCGGGGCGGUUUCAGGGCCCAGCUGCGAGGCCCUGAGACCAGGAGGAAUAAUGAGGGGCAGGCCCACAUGAGUGCCAGUUCUGCAGCUUCUGAUCCCCAGCGUGUGUGCGCGUGGCGGAUGUUUCCUGAGUGUAGGUUUUACCGUGUGUGUUGCAUUUUUCUGUUAUUUUUAGUGCAGCUGAAAUUCCCAGAGGGCAGAGCCGAGAACAAACCCGCUGGGCAGAGGACCCCGUGGUUCUUCACAGGACAGUGCGGGGGCGGCAGCACGGGCUUUACACCCUCUCCUUGCGGAAGUCCUCGACACAGCUGGGCCCACGAGCCGUGCACGAAGAGCGGGGACACAGUUCAGGAGGGGGACAGAAGUGGCCCCUGCUGUGGUCGUACGAGUCUGUGCCCCCAACGAGACCUUUUCCUCCCCAUCCUGGAGGCGGGCCCUUCGUCACUGGACAUCCACCCCUUCCCUAGAGGCGACGUCCGUGCAGAGGAAAGAAAAUGGGUCACGUGCAGAGGGCGCACCUCCAUGUCCCCUGGGCCCACGUUUGUAUGAUAUGAUGUAAAUUAAUGGAGAACUCUCGAUGUUUCCCCUCCUCCUCCUCCUCCUCCUCCUCCUUCCCUCUCGAUAGUCAAGGCCAGGAACCCCAAAAGAGCCGUCCCUGUGGCAGCCCCCAGACAGAGGCCGUGCCGGUGCAGCCCUGAGCCUGCGGCUCCUUCGCGCACACCGGCACACUGCGGGCGAUGGAGCUGCAAGGGCAGCCAGCGAGGCGUGGAGGCUGCAGGGGCAGGGGCAGCGGAGGGCCACCUCGGUGACCCUGCUGGGGCCGAGCAGCCCCGCAGAGGCAGGAGAGAGUCCCCGAGCUCUAGAGCCGAGAAUUCAGCUGCUUCAGAAAAAUGAAUGCGCUUUGGAAACUUUGCCAACCAACCGCUCAGCAGCCUCCCCUCCCACCGGCGCCCUGUGUGCCCUAGCUCCGCCUGCAGGGCCCGCCUCCUCUUCUCACCCACUAAUCGCUGGGCCUCUGCCGCUCCCUCCGCCAGGCCGCGCGUCCUGCCUGUGUCCUCCUCUGCCCUUCUGACUGCGCGCGACUCCCGUCGGACAGGACACCCGGUGUGCACGGUGGGCCUGAGUGAGGGUCUCUGUGUGUGCGGACCCCUCUGGUGCAGUUUGCGUGUGUUCGCCCAUACGUACCUGGGUGCAGGUGUUGGGUGUCCUCUUCAAGGCUUCCCGGCCAGCGGCGCUUGUCAGCUUCUGCAGAAGGUCUCGCGUGUGAGUGCGUGCCCUGGGUACAGGCGUGCGGGGUGCUGAGGGGGAGGGGUACGGGCAGGAAAUGCCGCUAGCUUCCAACUUAGCUUCUAAGGAUUCUUUAUAAUGCAGAGGCUCUAGUCUAUAGGAAGGGAAGUCAUUUUCAGGAACAUCCAGUUUUCAAUUGUACGGGGAAUUGUUUUUUUAAAAAGUUAGAUUUCCCUCUGAAGGGGAAGGCGGCGUACUUGGGCUUGAGGAGAAGUGAGAAGUAUCUCAGAUUGAGAGGCCUCCUCUUCCUUCCCAGUGUCCUGAAUGGGUUCCGCUGAGCAGAGAGAGGCGGGGGUCCCGGAGGGUCCUGCAGGGGCAGAGUGCUGGUGGGUGGCCCGGCCCGCAUUCCAGCUGUUUUGCAGUUGCAGGAAAGUGGGGAAGGAAUCCUAAAUGUGGCCAUUUGCUGUCAGCCCUUUAGAGUUCAGUGACUGCGUGUGUGAGGAUCCUCCCUGGCAGACCUCUCCUUAUUUACACCCUCUUGUUUCUGUGCCACGCUCGCCCUAGACGGGUCGUCCAUGCUCUCCAAGUGCUAAUCUGUGUGACAGGCCAUUGACGCAGCUUACUGCGUCCCUUUGAACCCUCCCUGAAGUGUCAGGAGGACUCCUGGGAGAGAAGUAAACCAUCAGGGGCCCAGUCACCAUCUGCAGGGUAGACGCUCUGAGCCGCCUCUUUCUGGCGAUGGGGCCAGACAGGUCCACACAGGCGCGCUCGAGCACACAC
Phyllostomus discolor (pale spear-nosed bat) is the source of this 3746-nucleotide messenger RNA. It is a transcript of the gene TMEM178B, whose product is annotated as transmembrane protein 178B. Gene Ontology annotation, cellular component: membrane. The transcript is spliced from 4 exons. Bases 1 to 885 code for a protein of 294 amino acids. NCBI's taxonomy places the organism in Eukaryota, Metazoa, Chordata, Mammalia, Chiroptera, Phyllostomidae. The record is from RefSeq and is a predicted model, not a curated record.